Molecule: messenger RNA, 2990 nt
Organism: Cottoperca gobio
Lineage: Eukaryota; Metazoa; Chordata; Actinopteri; Perciformes; Bovichtidae
Gene: rabl2
Product: RAB, member of RAS oncogene family-like 2
Exons: 8
Coding region: 616-1287 (223 amino acids)
Molecular function (GO): GTP binding; GTPase activity
Source: RefSeq, a predicted model, not a curated record
UUGUAAGGACAGCAGGAACCAUGACAACGAGGUCCUUCAGGCGUCUCCGUUGCAUAGAAACGAAAACCUUCGGCGACAUCAUCAUCAAAAUCAACAAACUUUGAAUAUCUGGAUACCUAGAUGACUGCAGGGAAUCAACCAACCUUGCCUUGUUAUAUACGAACAUAAUAUACACAAAUCAGUCAGCGACGUUUGGAUAAGUACACUUGGUUAACAGAUGCUAUCAACGCUACUUUAGUUAGCGGAGCUAGCCAACUGUUAAUUAGCAAUCUUCAGUGGUUAGGGUGUAUUGUGAAGGUAACAAUACUCACAAUAGACUUUAGUACGACCAAUGUAAUCAAUGACAAUCUAUGUAAUAAACUCGGCUUCAGUUAGCAUCAGUUUUGUCUCUGUGAGGUCAGACAAACCAGUGAAAUGAGCGAUAUCAAGCCGAACCACACGAUGUUAACCUCAGCUAACCGAUGGAAAGCUAGCUAACGCUCAUUCGCGUUGUCAAUAGCAAUCGGAUGCUAGCUCCCGCAGGAGCUUAGGUCACAUUUUUUUAUUUAUCUAGGCAAGCGUUGGCUUAUACAAUCAUUGUAGUCAAAGCGAUAGAAAGUUUAAAAAGAGGGUAACAUGGCUGGCGACGUUGGCAGCAUCCCUGAACUGGACCAAAAGAAGUACGAUUCAGAUGAACAGGUGAAGAUCAUCUGUCUGGGCGACAGCGCAGUUGGGAAAUCCAAGUUGAUGGAGAGAUUUCUAAUGGACGAAUAUCGUCCCCAGCAGUUGUCAACCUAUGCUUUGACUCUCUACAAACACACAGCCACUGUAGGAAACAAGACAGUAGCCAUUGAUUUCUGGGACACCGCUGGUCAGGAGAGAUUUCAGAGCAUGCAUCCCUCAUACUACCACAAAGCACAUGCAUGCAUCAUGGUUUUUGAUGUUCAAAGGAAGGUCACUUAUAAGAAUCUGGCCAGCUGGUAUAAGGAGCUGAGAGAGUACAGACCGGAGAUACCCUGUUGUGUGGUUGCUAACAAAAUUGAUGCUGAUUUGAAGGUGACACAGAGAAGCUUUAACUUUGGGAAGAAGCAAGGACUCCCAUUUUACUUUGUAUCAGCGGCUGAUGGGACUAAUGUAGUUAAGAUGUUCAGAGAGAUGAUCAAGAGAGCAGUGGACUACAAGCAAAACCCCAGCGACUUCAUGGAUGAAGUGUUGCAAGAAUUAGAGAACUUUGACCUGGAGAAGAAGGAAGAUAAUUCAGAAGCAGAUGAGGUCGGAUUGAAAGCAGAGAGUCCCGAGUCGGUCUGACCGACAUUUACAGAUCCUCCUAACCCUCUUUUUGUCUCAUGGAUGAAUGAUCCUCUUCUGGGGUCGAUGCUCAACAGGCACAUUUUUUGUCCUUAUGUCAUUUUGGUGGUCUGCUUUUAUACCAUUGGUUUGUAACUCUACCACUGGAGCUUGGCUGGACUGUCUUCUAGUCAGGUUUUCAGUCACUUCCCUUCAUCUGUUCAGUGACUUUGGCAGGGAAAUAAACCUGUGAAAUAAUUAGGAAUUGUGUUGUUUACCAAGUUCAUUUAGCUGCUGUUUUAGACUUGUCCUUCAUACUUUGUCUGACAAUAUCUACUAGUAGAAAAUCCUAAAGUGAGGCUGAAUGUGUUUUUAUUUUGUAAUAAGAAUGUGAAGCAUUGAAAACGAACUCGCAAAGAGGACGUGUGAUUAUGAACCAUACUUGCUGCUGUUCUCGAUGUUUGUGUGUAGUGUUGUGUGCAGUGGCAGCGGUGAGGGAUGGGAUUAGUUUUAUGAUGUAAAGUUUGUUUUCAGCACCCUUUUAAAUGAAAAGGUAAUGUACCAUGUAACCAAAUUGUUAUCAUACGUCUCUUCCAACAAUGCAACUGCCAGUCAUACACAAGCAGACCACAGCUGUAUUACUCGUGUGAAGGUCUGAGCCUUGUGAAAUGCUCAGCCAGCUGUGUCCUUCAUGAUGGAUUUGAGGUGGCUCUGUGUAGUCAUUCAUAUUAGCAGGAAUGUUGCCAUGAAGAACUUUACGCCAGUUUUCUGGCAGAAGGUGACGCUCAAUUUAUCACACCAUUCAAAUACUGCUAUAUGAUGAUUAUGUUGUACAAGGAAAUCAUGUAUGCAUAUAUAUAUAUAUAUGUAUAUAUAUAUAUACAUAUAUUUUGUAUUUAUAUUUGACUGUUUUGUGUGGCAUUUAUUCAGAAUAAAUCACACUGGAAUAUAAUUGUACUACUGACACACUGAAUUAGCAGGAACAAGACUUUGAUGCAGUUCAUGUUUUAAUUAUAAAUUUAUUACAUAAUAUAACAAACAUAUCUCUGUGGUGGAGAUAUCCUGGGCAACAUCUCAGAUCUUGCCUCAACCUUCACUAUCACCCCUAACUCUGUUUGCAUGAGGAAUACUAGGUAGCUUUGGGUUAACUUUUAUUUCGACUACGGCUUCCAUGUUCCAUGUUCCGUCCAGAAGUCGCUGGGAGACGAGUCGUACAGUAGAUGAUUAGCAUGGUCCUCGGAUGCUGAGAAGGGGAAGUGCACCUGUGAGACAAGGCUGAGGCGUUGCAGUGAUACAUCCACCAUUCUAAACUUCACAGUGCAAACAAGGAGAAAACCAACAAUGAAAGAAAAAACCUCUUUGAUGAUAAGAUCACUGGUUCCAGUGGGUGACCGGACCCCAGUGGGUUUUUAAAAAGGUUACACUGCUCUCCCUACACUACUUAGAUUGUGCUUUGUUGAUUAGAAAAUAAGACAAAGAUAACCCUUCGCUGAACUUAUUUGACCUAAUGAUGUGUAAGUCUGUUACACGAUGCAUUUGUAUUUGUGGUAAACUUACACAACCAUCUGACCGGGUAUUCACUACAGCAUUGUUCCUUCUAACCAGGCCAGCCUGUGUGAGUCCAGACUGUACACGUUCACCUCUUAGGUGUUUGUCUUUAUAUGGGAACAGUAUGCCAAACUGGAUAAUAACCUUCAUCACAGUAAAAUCAAGCAAUUGUGAUA